AUGCCGCCUGACUGGCUAUACGCGAUAUUCCUGAGCCUCGUUUUUGCGGGCUCUGGAGCCGCUAUCCAACUUGACCUUCAAGAUGAGCAGUCGAUCAAGACCGCAGCUGCGACAGCAGCCUACAAUAUGAUGAGCUAUUACCACGGAAAUGAGUCGGGCCAGACCCCUGGAAAGCUUCCCGAUACAUGGUGGGAAGGUGGCGCAAUGUUUAUGACCCUGAUCCAAUACUGGUUCUGGACCGGCGACACGUCCUACAACGAGGUGACCACGCAAGGGAUGCUGUGGCAAAAAGGCCAUGACGACUACUUCCCCGCCAACUACAGUAACUACCUUGGAAAUGAUGAUCAGGUCUUCUGGGGGCUGGCCGCCAUGACCGCUGCCGAGCUGAACUUUCCUGAUAAAGAAGGGGAGUCGUCGUGGUUGUCCCUGGCGCAAGGCGUUUUCAACACCCAAGUCCCGCGCUGGGAUAACUCCAGUUGCGAUGGGGGCCUCCGAUGGCAGAUUUGGCCCUACCAGGCUGGGUAUACGACGAAGAAUGCCAUCUCCAACGGUGGUCUGUUCCAGCUGGCGGCUCGUCUGGGUCGGUACACUAAGAAUCAAACUUAUAUUGACUGGGCCGAAAAGAUCUGGGACUGGAGUGCCACUACCCCGCUGCUGAAGACGGCUGACUGGAACAUCGCCGAUACCACUACUACUGAGGCGAACUGCCAGGAUCAUGGGGAUCUGCAGUGGACAUACAAUUACGGAACUUACCUGAGCGGAGCUGCAUACAUGUACAAUUUGACCGAUGGUGAUGGAAAGUGGAAGGAAGCCAUCGAUGGCUUGCUCGGAACCACGAUGGCCAAAUUCUUCCCCCAUGAGUACGGCGGGGACAUCAUGUCGGAGAUUUCCUGUGAGCAGAGUAUGAUGUGCGACCGUAACCAAGACUGCUUCAAAGGCUUUCUCUCAUCUUGGUUGACCUUCACCACUACGAUUGCCCCCUUUACACAAGACCAGAUCCUCCCCAAGAUCCAAGCCUCAGCCCAGGCCGCAGCGAAACAAUGCUCUGGUGGCGACUCCAAGACCGACUGUGGGCGUAGUUGGUACAAACAAGACAAGUGGGAUGGCUCGAAGUCGCUGGAGUCGGACAUGAGCGCGUUGAGUGUCCUGUCGUCCACCAUGAUCGCUCACAAGAAGGAGCACCACGCACCCUUAACGGCGGACACCGGUGGCACCAGCAAGAGCAACCCCAGCGCAGGAUCGGGGCACAAGGAUCAACAGGUAGGUACGCCGAAGCCGAUCACGACUGGUGAUCGGGCUGGCGCUUCAAUUGUAACGUUCUUCUUCGCGUGUGGCUGGGUGGCCUCGGUGAGUUGGAUGGUCUAUGGUGGAUAG
Messenger RNA from Aspergillus bombycis, 1374 nucleotides. Its product is annotated as glycoside hydrolase family 76 protein. Gene Ontology annotation, molecular function: mannan endo-1,6-alpha-mannosidase activity. Gene Ontology annotation, biological process: fungal-type cell wall biogenesis; carbohydrate catabolic process. NCBI's taxonomy places the organism in Eukaryota, Fungi, Ascomycota, Eurotiomycetes, Eurotiales, Aspergillaceae. The transcript is spliced from 3 exons. The coding region runs from base 1 to 1374 and encodes 457 amino acids. The record is from RefSeq and is a predicted model, not a curated record.